Messenger RNA from Malus domestica (apple), 884 nucleotides. Its product is annotated as non-specific lipid transfer protein GPI-anchored 31-like. Gene Ontology annotation, biological process: lipid transport. The record is from RefSeq and is a predicted model, not a curated record. Gene Ontology annotation, molecular function: lipid binding. NCBI's taxonomy places the organism in Eukaryota, Viridiplantae, Streptophyta, Magnoliopsida, Rosales, Rosaceae.
CUACAGAGAGAAUUUAGGAAAUUCAAUUCCAAACAACGCUUAUCGCCAUAAGUUUUUAUAAAACUAAAAAUACACAACAAAAAAACAUUGCUAAACUUGUGCAAUUGUUGAAGCUAGGCUCUCUAUUGUUCCAGAGAAAAGAAUGGAGAGAUUGAUAUUCAUUUUGACCACAUGUUUUAUGUUGGCAAAUUGUGCACGAAUCCCUGAUGUUGAUCCACUAUCGUAUGCAGCAUCACCGGAACCAAGCUCACCGGACGUACCAAAAACAGCAGGCUCACCAAGCGCAGAUGGUUGUAACGAUGUGAUAUUCGAAAUUGCUGAUUGCAUUCCCUUUUUAAGCGAUGGGAACACGAACACAAAGCCGGAAGGUUCGUGUUGUCCCGGAUUGGAGAUGGUGCUAAAAGCUAGUGAUGGCUGCAUAUGUGAAGCCAUAGAAAGUAGUGCUGAUUUGGGUGUUCAUAUAAAUAUGACAAAGGCUAUGACAUUGCCUUCUGCUUGUGGAAUCUCUGCACCUUCUUUUCUUAGUGAAUGUAACAUCCCAUUGCCUCCUGGUGCAAGUGCUCAGGUACCCCACACACAUGCUCCAAAAUCAUCACCAAAGAGUCAAUCUCCAAAACCAAGCCAGGCACCAAGAAGUUCCGUUAAUGUAGUUCCAUCACCGGUCACUGCUCCACACGCCGGAACUUACUCAGUAUCUGCAUCUCUAGUGCUUACUCUUAGCAUGCUUUCUGCAUCAUUCUACUGUAUUUCAUUUUAACUAAGCCGAAGUUUCAUUGCUUGUUUUUAUCAUCCUACGCAAUAUUAGUCAUGCUUGUAGUUUAGCUUGACUAGACUAUGCUUGUUAUAUAGGGUUUUUAUUUCUAUUUAGUUUUGAUUUCUAAUUA